Pocillopora verrucosa is the source of this 1929-nucleotide messenger RNA. Lineage: Eukaryota; Metazoa; Cnidaria; Anthozoa; Scleractinia; Pocilloporidae. The record is from RefSeq and is a predicted model, not a curated record.
AAGGGAGAGGCAAGCCAUCUGACUGAUAAACUUUACUUCACCUCAGUCUGUGUCGUAUCUGCGAGAGCAACAAGUAAGUAAACUUCAAGACUGUGUCCGCGCAUCUGCGAGAACAACAAUUUGGUAAACUUCACGAUGGCGAAGUUAUUUCAAGGGAAAGGCAGUAGGAAAAGAAAGAUUUCAACUCAAGAAGUAAUUGAACCAGUUAGCAUCCAUGUGACAUACAUUGAUACAAAGAGAAUCCUUCCCUAUCAAAAAGGGGGAGAUCUAAGGGGAUUCACCAAGCAGUUCUUGCAAGGAUUCUCCGACGUUUUACCUCCCAAUGUUACUUCAGAACAAGUCAAGUUCCAGCGAUAUAAUGCAAGAUUUGACGAUGCCGCCGAACUUGAAAAUGGAUACGAGUUUGAUGAUAACCAAAAAGUUAGCGCACACAUCGUGGGUGACAAGAAGGCUAAAGAGAAGGAGAACCGAACACCACUUAAUAUGUCAAUUUCGGGAGGCCAACAUACAUUUAAUCUGUAUAUAACUGACUUGGCUAAGUCGGAUAACGGUUUUGUAGGGAACUCGACUUUAAAGUUCCAUCAACUUACGGUAGGUUCUACUUAUCGCUUUUGGAGCGCAGUCAGCAACAAAAAUGGUGGUGUUAUGAAGAGGAGUCCCAGUGAAAACAUAGUGAUUUGUGGUGGAACUUUUGAGGAGCCUGAUGAUACUCACAUACAGGUCAUUGAUGUGAAUAAUAAGUCACCGAAUAAAAGCAAUGCUGUGGCCCUUCUAUUCACGGACACAAAGCUAAACAAGCAGUAUGCAAUGAAAGGAAUUGGAUGCGGACAAGAAAUCCAAACCGAAGAAAUUUCUUCGCAUGAUGAGGAAAGCGAUAUCUUUGAGCCUGACUAUUUCUGGAGCUACACCAUGCUCAAACACGUCAAAACCGGCUGCUAUGUGGGAUGUGACUACACUGGAAAAGUGACUUUGGUGGAAAAUUCAAAGCCCGAAUUUCCUAACGCUGAGAUUCUGUUCAUCGCCAAUGCACCUUAAACUGAUUUACACAGCAGAAGACUCAGUGGUGGGUGUUCUGAGUGAAGUCAGCUCACUAUUUGACCAUUUUGAUCCGCAUGUGAGGCACUGAAAUAUUAGAUGAGACUACCGUCUACAUUCGUUAAUCUGUUUUUAAUCAAGUAAAUAAAGUACUCUUAUCACAAAUAGUAUUCAAGGUAUUGUUAUUUCUGGCUUGUUUCUAAGACAAAUUGUGUCGAAUCAAUCCAUUGGUCGCUUCAGCUGUCAACACUUGGUUAUUUCUUUGUUAAAACAACCACAGAUGGCCCAAGCUCACGUCUCGAGAAAAAGCAAACGAUUAAUUCAUGAAAGCGUCACGCGUUGUGUGACUCGGUGUUAACUUACGAGAGGAACCGUUUAGAAUUUGAGCAAGUGAGACGUGAGCUUGGGCUGCCUGUGAAACAAUCUGUGGUCAGAUUCUCUAAUCAGAAAUAGAGUGUGGCCCCGUCUUUGUGUUGAUACCCAACCCGUCUCCGAAUCUGGGAGAACCGUGACGGACUGACGUCCAGUCUAAGUAUGACGCUAAUUUAAAAUUUGUCUUAGUGCAGUAAACCUGCAAAUACCAAUUUAUUUCUCAUCAUAAAACACCCCUAAAAGCCUCUGAGGUUGAAUAAUUAUAAGUUAGAAACAAACUUUACAAGGCAUUCAUUAAUCAUUCGGCAAAAUGACAGCUGCUUUUUUUUUAAUAUGGGAAACGUCGAUGUCAUCCAGAACAAAAGAUGUAUCUUUGUAUUUUGUGUAUGGUGCAGGUAUGCAGAUUGUUUUGCUAGCAUUUUUUUUUUCAUAUCUUAAGGUGUUUUGUUAAAAAAAACAAAAAACCUAAGUGAACAAACUCCGUGUUGGGCCGACUGCCAGGAAAACACUAUCCCAAGCAGU